Prionailurus viverrinus (fishing cat) is the source of this 2667-nucleotide messenger RNA. It is a transcript of the gene ETFDH, whose product is annotated as electron transfer flavoprotein dehydrogenase. Lineage: Eukaryota; Metazoa; Chordata; Mammalia; Carnivora; Felidae. Bases 231 to 2084 code for a protein of 617 amino acids. The record is from RefSeq and is a predicted model, not a curated record. The transcript is spliced from 13 exons. Gene Ontology annotation, biological process: electron transport chain. Gene Ontology annotation, cellular component: mitochondrial inner membrane. Gene Ontology annotation, molecular function: iron-sulfur cluster binding; electron-transferring-flavoprotein dehydrogenase activity.
GAAGUCUCUGCUGGCCAUCGCGUCCAUGCGUGGCGCCGGCGCAGAGCGAGAAAGAGGCGGGAACAGGGUGAAGCCACAGUGUUGGGCCGAACUCUAGGCGAACUUCAGCGGAGGUGUUGGUCCUUCUUGGCAGGUGAUGGCGCCCCCCGCGGCCUAGAGGUCCAGCGCCCGCGGCGAGCCACAGACAGCCCUUCCGUUGUGUCCCACCGACAGUCCUGGGAACAGUGAAUAUGUUGGUGCCGCUAGCCAAGCUGUCCUGCCCGGCAUAUCAGUGCUUUCAUGCCUUAAAAAUUAAGAAAAAUUAUCUACCUCUGUGUGGUACAAGAUGGUCUUCAACUUCUGUUGUACCUCGAAUUACUACCCACUAUACUAUUUAUCCCCGGGAUAAAGACAAGCGAUGGGAAGGAGUGAACAUGGAGAGGUUUGCGGAAGAAGCAGAUGUAGUUAUCGUUGGCGCAGGCCCCGCAGGACUCUCUGCAGCAGUCCGUCUAAAGCAGCUGGCUACUAAACAUGAAAAGGACAUCCGUGUGUGUCUCGUAGAGAAAGCUGCUCAAAUAGGAGCUCAUACUCUCUCAGGGGCCUGCCUGGAUCCACGUGCUUUUGAAGAAUUAUUCCCAGACUGGAAGGAGAAGGGAGCUCCACUUAACACUCCUGUAACAGAAGACAGAUUUGGAAUUUUAACGGAGAAAUACAGAAUUCCAGUGCCAAUUCUUCCAGGUCUUCCAAUGAAUAAUCAUGGCAAUUACAUUGUCCGCUUGGGACAUUUAGUAAGCUGGAUGGGAGAACAAGCAGAAGCCCUUGGUGUUGAAGUAUACCCUGGUUAUGCUGCUGCUGAGGUCCUUUUUCAUGAAGAUGGUAGUGUAAAGGGGAUUGCCACUAACGAUGUAGGGAUACAAAAGGAUGGUGCCCCAAAGACAACAUUUGAGCGAGGACUAGAACUACAUGCCAAAGUUACAAUUUUUGCAGAGGGUUGCCAUGGACAUCUAGCCAAGCAACUAUAUAAGAAGUUUGAUUUGAGAGCCAACUGUGAUCCCCAAACCUAUGGAAUUGGACUCAAGGAGUUAUGGAUUAUUGAUGAAAAGAAGUGGAAACCUGGAAGAGUAGAUCACACUGUUGGUUGGCCCUUGGACAGACAUACUUAUGGAGGCUCUUUCCUCUACCAUUUAAAUGAAGGUGAACCCCUGGUAGCUCUUGGUUUUGUGGUUGGUCUAGACUACCAGAAUCCGUAUCUGAGCCCAUUUAGAGAGUUCCAGAGGUGGAAACACCAUCCCAGCAUUCGGCCGACAUUGGAAGGUGGAAAAAGAAUUGCAUAUGGAGCCAGAGCUCUGAAUGAAGGUGGCUUUCAGUCUAUACCAAAGCUCACCUUUCCUGGUGGUUUACUAAUUGGUUGUAGCCCUGGUUUCAUGAAUGUUCCCAAGAUCAAAGGUUCCCACACAGCAAUGAAAAGUGGAAUUUUGGCAGCAGAAUCUAUUUUUAAUCAACUAACUGGUGAAAAUCUCCAAUCAAAGACAAUAGGACUCCAUGUAACUGAGUAUGAGGACAAUUUGAAGAAAUCAUGGGUGUGGAAAGAGCUAUAUUCUGUUAGAAAUAUAAGACCAUCCUGCCAUGGAAUACUGGGUGUAUAUGGAGGGAUGAUUUACACUGGAAUCUUUUACUGGAUAUUUAGAGGAAUGGAGCCAUGGACUCUAAAACAUAAAGGUUCUGACUCUGAUCAGCUCAAGCCAGCCAAGGACUGCACACCUAUUGAGUAUCCAAAACCUGAUGGACAGAUCAGCUUUGACCUUUUGUCAUCUGUGGCCCUAAGUGGUACUAAUCAUGAACAUGACCAGCCAGCACAUUUAACCUUAAAGGAUGACAGUAUUCCUGUAAACAGAAAUCUGUCAAUAUAUGAUGGACCAGAACAGCGAUUUUGCCCUGCAGGAGUUUAUGAAUUUGUACCUUUGGAACAAGGUGAUGGAUUUCGGUUACAGAUAAAUGCUCAGAAUUGUGUGCAUUGUAAAACAUGUGAUAUUAAAGAUCCAAGUCAGAAUAUUAACUGGGUGGUACCUGAAGGCGGUGGAGGACCUGCUUACAAUGGAAUGUAAACUGCAACUGAUUUCAUUUGCAGGCACUUGUGAGAGUUUCUUUAAAAUGUAUGGCAAGCUAACUAAACAUUUAGAAGUCAACAGAUUGUCAAACUAUCUUACCACGUAUUACUGAUCAGAAUGCUCAUAAAAUUAUCAACGAAAUAAAAAUUUUAUACCUAUACCUAAAAUUGUCCCAUAAAAAAUUAUGAAUAUGCCUCUUACAUAAAACCUUAUCAAUGAGGUAGCAUCUGCUUACCUCUUUAAUUCUUCAGAGAUUCAGUACCAUUAGCAAAUACACUAUUGGCCUUUAAUGUAUAUUGCACUUGUCAAAUUCAAGACUUCAAGUAUAAACGUAUUAUUAUUCUAGACCAGAGGUGAGCAUCCAGCCCACCACUUUUCUUAUGAAGUUUUAUUGGAACACAGCCACGCCCAGUGGUUUACAUACUGUCUGUGGCUACAACUGUAGAACUGAGUAGUUGUGACAGAUGAUAAUGGUUCACAAAGCCUAAAAUAUUUACUCUCUGGCCCUCUGGAUAAAGUCUGCCAACCCCUGAACAUGUAUAUCUGUAUUAUAUGUAAGUAUAAAAAUGCCAGCAAAAAC